Diachasmimorpha longicaudata is the source of this 3153-nucleotide messenger RNA. It is a transcript of the gene not, whose product is annotated as ubiquitin carboxyl-terminal hydrolase 22. The record is from RefSeq and is a predicted model, not a curated record. The transcript has 5 exons. Gene Ontology annotation, biological process: protein deubiquitination. The coding region runs from base 505 to 2256 and encodes 583 amino acids. Gene Ontology annotation, molecular function: zinc ion binding; cysteine-type deubiquitinase activity. NCBI's taxonomy places the organism in Eukaryota, Metazoa, Arthropoda, Insecta, Hymenoptera, Braconidae.
UCAUGGGAAUUAACGGUAUCCUGGGGCUCUGAUUACCUGCAGGUACACAACUGUAUCCCCGGAGCCAUUGGAGGAGUGGCGAUGAGGAAGAGGGUGGGGGAAACGGAGGUACGGUCGCUCGUAUAUACCGGCGCGGCUGCAGUCACCGGCUGGUGUCCGUGAGCGUUUGACUGUCGAAAGACUCGGGAUAAAACGUGGUCCAACAGUAUAACUUCUCCAGCGUCCUGGCAAAUUUUCAUCGUCGCGUGAGGUCCCCCUCUCUUCACACACUCUCUCCCAUUAUUGUGAAAAGAAAAAAAAAAAUUGUUCGCUCGAUCGGGCCAAGUGGCUCUUUAAAAAUCCAACCAAGGGACUAGUCGUGGGCGUAAGCCAACAGUUCAAGUGUGGAGCCAACAGUGCAGGUGAAGUUUGUAAAGGGAGUACUGAGGAAGUUUGUACUCCAAGUUUUUUGAAAAAAAAAAAAUCACAAACAAUCAAUUAUUUAGAGGGCUCACGCGCUUUUCCAUGUCAACGACACGCGUGAUCCUUCCAAGGCCAGCGUGCUACGCCCCGGUUAAAUACACAAGUACAACUCAAUCUCAUUCCACGUCUGAACAGCGUGAAACUGACUGGGGUUUUUUAAAUAUUUUAAACAAUAAGAGUAGUAGUGGAGGUUACGAAGGUAAAAGAUCAGCACCCUGGGGACACACUGAGAUUGAGAGGAAGAGGAAGAGUCUCGUGCAUCAUCGCAGCAGUAGCAGGUCUGAGAUGAGCGACCAUGGCUGCAUACACUUGAAUAAUUUUAAAGCUGCCAAAGGUAUACAACCGUACAAAGUAAUACACUCUUACUUUGUCACAAGUACUUCGGCAGAGGCACGCGUCAGAAAGGCCGUCAGCUGCUUAUGUCAUACUUGCAAGACCCACAAGGAUCGACUGCAUUCCUGCUUGCACUGCAUAUUUUUUGGUUGCUACGUUGGUGGUCACAUCCAGGAGCAUGCGAAAACGAAGAAACAUUUUUUAGCCGUGGAUCUUUGUUACGGUAACAUUCUGUGCUUCCAAUGUGGAGACUAUGUAUACGAUAGAGAGUUACUGACAGUAGCCAAAGCACAAUGGAGCGAGUCAGCCAAAUCCCUCAGCCUGGGAGAGUUCUAUCGUGCCUGGGAGCCGACACAAGUCGAGGCGGAAUUGCUAAGGAAAAAUCCACGACGAAGGCGCGUUGUGGAGAAUUCAACAAUUGGUCUCAGAGGGCUUAUAAACUUAGGCAGCACCUGCUUCAUGAACUGCAUUGUCCAGGCAUUGACUCACACUCCACUCCUGCGAGAUUAUUUCCUCUCUGAUCGUCAUCACUGCCCGCAGCCAAGUCGAUGUCUGGUUUGUGAGGUGUCCCAUCUCUUCCAGGAAUUCUAUUCUGGUAGCAAAGCACCUCUCACACUCCAUAAAUUACUCCAUUUGAUAUGGACACACGCUAGACACUUGGCUGGUUAUGAACAACAGGAUGCCCACGAAUUCUUCAUUGCUACUUUGGACGUACUUCACAGACACUGUGAAGCAGCACCAAUAUUUGUUAAGGAUAAUCCACAUCAUUGCAACUGUAUUAUUGAUCAAAUAUUCACUGGAGGGUUGCAGAGCGAUGUUGUAUGUCAAUCUUGCAACGGCGUUUCUACAACCAUCGAUCCAUUCUGGGACAUAUCUCUAGAUCUCGGUCCAACAGCUGGUGCCUCCGGCUCGGACGCCAAUGGACCCCCUACAUCACUUCUCGACUGCCUAGAGCGCUUCACACGAGCUGAGCAUCUAGGCUCAAGUGCUAAAAUAAAAUGUAGCAAGUGCCAGAGCUAUCAAGAAAGCACCAAACAGCUAACAAUGAAACAACUACCUAUUGUCGCGAGUUUUCAUCUCAAGCGCUUUGAACACUCCAGUAUCCAGGAUAAGAAGAUAUCGACGUUUAUCUCAUUCCCAGAACAACUCGACAUGACACCAUUCAUGUCACACCAACGCAAUGGCAAUAAUAACCGCGGUUCUAUCGACGGCUUCCCCAAAAAUGGCGAAGACACGACUUUCAGUGACAACAGAUAUUCAUUGUUUGCUGUUAUUAAUCAUGAGGGCUCACUAGAGACUGGCCACUAUACUGCCUUCAUCAGGCAGCAGAGGGACCAGUGGUUCAAGUGUGAUGAUCAUUUGAUCACCAAGGCGCGGCUUAAAGACGUUUUGACCAGCGAAGGGUAUCUGCUCUUCUACCACAAGCAAAUCCUCGAGUAUGGUCGUAGCAGCAAAGUAUGAAGAGUCAAAUUUUUCGUAAUUAAUUUAUUUAUUUUGUUUAUAAUGACGACCACAUUUCUCUGUGAGAAUUCAGUCAGUCCAUCACGCAGUGAUUGAUGUACGUCAUUUUUUCUCAAAUCUCACAGUGAAAGUGAUUUGCCUAUUUGUUUUGUUCAAAUACUGCCGAUUAUGACGAAAUUGAUUUUUCCUUCGAAUGCUUAAACGGCAAGAUGAUUGACCAGGUUUUGUAAUCAUGUCCUCGACCAGGAGAUAACGAUGAAUCUGAUCGUGAAGUUGAUAAUUAUUUAUGGUAUAAUUGUAAUUGUUACGAUGUCACCUUUAUUUUCAUGCCUCAAUGCUCUCCCCAUUUUUUAUGUUAUUCGAAAACAACUGAUAUAUAUAUAUAGAUAUAUAUGAGCAUACCCUAUCAAUUUACGUGCCCACAUCUACUUUGAUUGACCCCUAGAUUUUUAAGAUUAGCUCAAUUUUUUAAUGAAGAAAAAAACUGAAUAUAAAUGAUCCCAUCUUUUGUAAAUUGCCGACUGGUUAUUGUUGAAUAUUCAAUCCCUAUUUUUCCCACAUCCCCCGAAAUAAUUGUAUGGUCAGCCCCCCCCAUAAUGGAAUUAACAUUAUGCUUCGCAUCGAUUUGGAAAUAUUUAACGUUCUAUUUCUAUGAUGUUAAGACUGCAGCAAUUGAACACGCGAUGGAGUAUAAUUUUAGAAGAAAAUAAUUAAUUGAGCCAAAGCAGAUGAGAUUUUUAUCUGUUGGAUGAGCAGUUUGCCAUCCUUGGUCAGAUCAUUUUUGUACAAAUGAAACAAUAUUACUGAUGAGAUAGUAAUUAAUUUAUUAUCUUGAUGAAAAAUAAAAUGCGAUUUGGUUCGCCCGACUGUGUAUAAUAAAUCAAUGUUUAAAAACAA